Malassezia pachydermatis is the source of this 2529-nucleotide messenger RNA. RefSeq names its product p-loop containing nucleoside triphosphate hydrolase protein. The record is from RefSeq and is a predicted model, not a curated record. Gene Ontology annotation, cellular component: cytosol; ribonucleoprotein complex. Gene Ontology annotation, biological process: translational elongation. NCBI's taxonomy places the organism in Eukaryota, Fungi, Basidiomycota, Malasseziomycetes, Malasseziales, Malasseziaceae. Gene Ontology annotation, molecular function: ribosome binding; GTPase activity; GTP binding. Bases 1 to 2529 code for a protein of 842 amino acids. The transcript has a single exon.
AUGGUGAACUUUACCGUUGAUGAGAUCCGCGGUCUCAUGGACCGCCCUACCAACAUCCGUAACAUGUGUGUUAUUGCGCACGUCGACCACGGCAAGUCUACUCUGACUGACUCGCUGGUGUCCAAGGCCGGUAUCAUUGCCCACGCCAAGGCUGGUGACAUGCGUUUCAUGGACACUCGUGACGACGAGAAGGAGCGUGGUAUCACUAUCAAGUCCACUGCCAUCUCGAUGUACUUCCCGAUGGACAAGGACGAGCUUGUGAACCUGAAGCAGCCGCACAACGGCAACGAGUUCUUGAUCAACCUGAUCGACUCGCCCGGUCACGUUGACUUCUCGUCGGAGGUGACUGCUGCUCUCCGUGUCACUGACGGUGCCCUUGUCGUUGUCGACUGUAUCGAGGGUGUCUGUGUGCAGACCGAGACUGUCAUGCGUCAGGCUCUUGGUGAGCGUAUCAAGCCUGUGGUGUGUCUGAACAAGGUCGACCGUGCCCUGCUUGAGUUGCAGGUCGGCAAGGAGGACCUCUACCAGUCGUUCCAGCGUACCGUUGAGUCGGUGAACGUCGUUAUCGCCACCUACAACGACCCCGUGCUCGGUGACUCGCAGGUGUACCCUGAGAAGGGUACCGUUGCCUUCGCCUCGGGUCUUCACGGUUGGGCUUUCACUCUGAGCCAGUUCGCUUCCCGCUACGCCAAGAAGUUCGGUGUCGACAAGGGCAAGAUGAUGACCAAGCUCUGGGGUGAGAACUACUUCAACCCGAAGACCCGCAAGUGGUCGUCGAAGGACACUGACGCUGAGGGCAACAAGCUCGAGCGUGCCUUCAACAUGUUCGUUCUUGACCCGAUCUACCGCAUCUUCGACUCGAUCAUGAACUUCAAGAAGGAGGAGACCAACACUCUGCUCGAGAAGCUUGAGAUCGUCCUUACUCCUGAGGAGAAGGACCUCGAGGGCAAGGCUCUGCUCAAGAUUGUCAUGCGCAAGUUCCUGCCGGCUGGUGACGCUCUCCUGGAGAUGGUUGUCUUGAACCUUCCCUCGCCUGUGGUGGCCCAGCGCUACCGUGUUGAGACCCUGUACGAGGGUCCUCUUGACGACGAGUCGGCCAUUGGUAUCCGUGACUGUGACCCCAACGGUCCUCUCAUGCUCUACGUCUCGAAGAUGGUGCCGACCUCGGACAAGGGUCGCUUCUACGCUUUCGGUCGUAUCUUCUCGGGUACCGUCCGCUCGGGUCCGAAGUACCGUAUCCAGGGCCCGAACUACGUACCGGGUAAGAAGGAGGACCUGUUCAUCAAGUCGGUGCAGCGUACUGUGCUGAUGAUGGGUCGUUACAUUGAGCCGAUUGAGGACUGCCCGGCCGGUAACAUUUUGGGUCUGGUCGGUGUUGACCAGUUCCUGCUCAAGAGCGGUACCCUUACUUCGUCGGAGACCGCCCACAACAUGAAGGUCAUGAAGUUCUCGGUCUCGCCCGUCGUGCAGGUCGCCGUCGAGGUCAAGAACGCCAACGACCUGCCGAAGCUGGUCGAGGGUCUCAAGCGUCUGUCGAAGUCGGACCCGUGUGUGCAGUCGUGGAUUGCCGAGUCGGGUGAGCACAUUGUGGCCGGUGCCGGUGAGCUCCACCUUGAGAUUUGCUUGAAGGAUCUCGAGGAGGACCACGCUGGUAUUCCGCUCAAGAUUUCGGACCCUGUCGUCGGUUACCGUGAGACUGUCCAGGCUGAGUCGAGCAUGGUGGCUCUGUCGAAGUCGCAGAACAAGCACAACCGUCUCUACGUCACUGCUCAGCCGAUUGAGGAGGACCUCUGCAAGGAGAUCGAGCAGGGCAAGGUUAACCCGCGUGACGACUUCAAGAUCCGUGCCCGCUACCUCGCCGACAACUACGGCUGGGAUGUUACGGACGCCCGUAAGAUUUGGUGCUUCGGUCCUGAGACCACUGGCCCGAACCUGCUGGUCGAUGUCACCAAGGGUGUGCAGUACCUGAACGAAAUCAAGGACUCGUGUGUGGCUGCCUUCCAGUGGGCCACCAAGGAGGGUGUCUGUGCUGAGGAGAACGUGCGUGGUGUUCGCUACAACAUCAUGGAUGUGACUCUCCACACUGACGCUAUCCACCGUGGUGGUGGUCAGAUCAUCCCGACCACUCGUCGUGUCUGCAAUGCCGCUGCUCUGCUGGCUCAGCCGGGUCUCCAGGAGCCGAUGUACCUGGUCGAGAUUCAGUGCCCUGACUCGGGUCUGGGUGGUAUCUACUCGACGCUGAACAAGCGUCGUGGUCAGGUGUUCAGCGAGGAGCCUCGUGUCGGUACUCCGAUGGUCACUGUCAAGGCCUACCUGCCCGUUAGCGAGUCGUUCGGCUUCAACGCUGACCUUCGUCAGGCCACUGGUGGUCAGGCUUUCCCGCAGAGUGUGUUCGACCACUGGGCCCUUAUGAACGGUAUCGCGAGCGACAAGACCGGCAAGCUUUACGAGCUGGUGAAGUCGAUCCGUAUCCGCAAGGGUCUCAAGGAGGACGUGCCAGACCUGAACGUGUACUACGACAAGCUCUAA